Molecule: messenger RNA, 3870 nt
Organism: Dermochelys coriacea (leatherback sea turtle)
Lineage: Eukaryota; Metazoa; Chordata; Testudines; Dermochelyidae
Gene: STKLD1
Product: serine/threonine kinase like domain containing 1
Exons: 19
Coding region: 70-2001 (643 amino acids)
Biological process (GO): protein phosphorylation
Molecular function (GO): ATP binding; protein serine/threonine kinase activity
Source: RefSeq, a predicted model, not a curated record
CGGGUGGGAGCCGUUUCUGGGCCCGUCUCCCGGGACCGGGCGGCAGCGAUCUCGGCCGCGGCCCCCGCCAUGGAGAGCUACAGGGUGCUGGAGCAGCUGGAGCCCGGGGCUCUGGGCACAGUGCUGGUGGUGGAGUUAAAAACGGAGAAAGAAGGUGCUGGGAGGAAAUAUGUGCUGAAGCAGGUUGAAUGCAUUGAUGAACAACAAGCAAAUAAUGCCCUGAAGGAGGCAAUGGAUCUGCUGAAACUUCAGCAUUCAAACAUCUGCAUGUACAAAGAAUUGUUUAUCACCUGGGAUAAUAAGAUUUCAUCUCUAUUUCUUUGUCUGGUGAUGCAGCACUCAAGCCAAGGAGACCUUUCAUCUCUGAUCAAGGCAAAAAGGAAGAAGCGAGAGAAAGUAGAAGAUAUGGUAAUUCAGAAGUUCCUGGGGCAGAUGGUGGAUGCUUUGUUUUAUAUACACAAACAAAAUGUUUUUCACAGAAACCUCAAACCAUCUAACAUCCUUUUAACUGAUGAAGUAUCCUUCAUGCUUUGCGAUUUCAGUGUAGAAACUCUUAUGACAGAUGAAAUGAAAUGGAAGAUAAGAGUGGAAGAAGAUCCUGACUCUAAAUCCUGGAUGUCCCCUGAAGCACUCUGCUUUUCCUUUAGUGAGAAGUCUGACAUCUGGUCUUUAGGGUGUAUUCUACUAGACAUGAUGACCUGCUUCUUUCUUAAUGUGAAAGAGACAAAUUCCUUACUGCGGGAUAUUAGAAAGGACACCAGUAGUCUUGAGAGAGUUCUGACAUUAAUGCAGAAAGGGAAUAAAGAUACUCUGCCUUUGUCUCCAAUUUUACUUAUGAUGUUACAGAUUCAGCCCAGUAUGAGACCCUCAGCAAAGGAUCUGGUUGAUACUCCAUAUGUUAUGGAAUGUUUGUCUCUUGUUGGUUCCUCUUUAUCAAAACAGGAAAAAACCUUGCCUUCAGCAAUUGUAGAUGUGCUCCUUGAAGGGGGAAUUGGAAGUGUUUUAGAAUUUAUGGAGACUUACUGGGACAUAGAGCAGGCUCAAGCAAAAGCCAUAAAGCGCCUUGCCAGCUUACUAGAUGAAAAUGCUUUUAUGUAUUUGCUAGAACUUCUGAAUCCUGUCACUUGUGCAAUGAGGACUCAUAUAGAUUCUCUAGAGCUGCAAUUAGAUGGCUGCAGAUUACUGCUUGACAUUAUUGGCCAAGCCCUACAACAGAAUGUGGAUGUGCAGAUGCUAGUUGGUGAGGAAGGAAUCAAUUCUCUGUUAAAGACAAUGAGAACAUAUUCUGAAAAUGAAGAACUGCUCUCAAUGAUCUGCACUUUACUAAUGAUGAUUUCAGCCAGUGAAAUGGCUGCAGAAGUCCUGAGGAAAGCUGGAGUCAUCACAGAUGUUCUGUCAAUUAUAAGCAAUUUUCCUCAGAACAGACAGAUCUGCCUCUCUUGCUCUGGUAUUCUUUGGAGCUUGGCUGUGAAUGAAAGUAACAUGGGGCAAGCAUCACUAAAAAAUGCUGUCCAGAUUAUCACUGGAGUCCUCCAAGAACACCGUGAGAAUGGAGAGGUGGUUGAGUUGGCUUGCUCUGCCCUCUGGGUUCUGAUACUUCAGGGCUGCUUAAUUGAAAACCAGUAUGAACCAACAACUCUGCUUCUGUUGGAUGCUCUCAGGAUGAACCCAGAAAGACCAGUGCUGGUGAAGAAUACCUGCUUGGCAUUGGCAAGCCUCCUACAGAUAUCUGAGUUAUCUGCUUUCAGACUUAUAAUAACAGCUACAAAGGGCAGCGGAAUAAGCCUGAUCAAAGAGUCCUAUCACUUUCACUGUGAUAAUCCAGAAGUGGUGGAGAACAUCUGUAUGCUGAUUAAUGAGAUGGUUCAGUAUGAUGACAUAGUGCUAGAGAUGAUCUCCCAGAACAUGAAGGAGCUGCUGACUGAAAUGAAAGUCAAGUUUACAUCCAGUAUGGAGAUAAUUACCCUUGUGGAUUCAGCACUUUUGAAACUGCAGAAGUAAGGUAAAAGUGAAGCUUUGAGUCCCAUUUUGUGGGUAUGUGUUAAUAUACACGUUGUAUGAAAUUAGUGCUUUACUAUUUGGCAAAUUCAAAGCACCUUUUAGUUAAAGUAAGCAUUUUAUUUGUAUUAUCCCAGCUCUGUUUUGUUUAAAAAGAAGCAAUGGGAUGUAGGGAACAAAAUACCAGACUACAUUCAGGCAGCACUUAUGGCCCAGUUAAUAAGGCAUUUGCAGCAAUACUAGCUAUCAGCUGGUAUCUGCAUCUGGAAAGUGACCCAUACUUCAGGAACAAUAUGUUCUAAUUUCUGUCUGAAGGACCAUAAUAGGGAAAUAUUCUAAAGAGUUUCUAUCCUUACUAACACUCAUUUAGAUCUAUGGGAGUUACUAACUUUGGGAGCUUUGCUGGAAGUUGAACCAGCCCCCCGACCCCUCCAUGAUCAGGAGGCUACAAAGGUGUCAAUCAGCUGCCUUUGUCCUUGACCAAGAAUGGCUCAGCCAAAUGAGAGUAUGAGCCUGGACCGGUCAUAAACUUCCUGUCAGGGUGGUUAAGCACUGGAAUAAGUUGUCUAGGGAGGUCAUGGAAUCUCCAUCAUUGGAGAUUUUUAAGAGCAGGUUAGACAAACACCUGUCAGGGAUGGUCUAGAUCAGCGCUAUUCAAAGUGGUGGGGUCCGCGAGCCGUUGGCUGCCAGUCUGUGCGCGCACUGAGAAAAAAAAUUGCCGGUCCCCCACAUCAGAUAGCACUGGUCUAGAGAAUACUUAGUCCUGCUAGAAGUGCAGGGGACUGGACUAGAUGACCUCUCGAGGUCCCUUACAGUCCUGUGAUUCUAUGACAAAAGCUGUUCUAUAUAUACGGUACAAGACUUGAAGUUUUCUGAUUCAGGUAGAAAUGCCCGAUUCCUUCAAAAGUAUUUUAAAAAGAUUUUUCUCCCCAAAAGGAGAUACUGCUUGUAUUAUACAGACAUCAUCCGCUUGAACAUAUUCCAUUGUAUUCUUUACAACGAACCGCUUUGACUAUUGAGAGUCUGACAGCAGUGUUAUUUUGGGAACUUGCCUUACUUUGUGGAUUUUUAAACUACAUUUAAUGUCUAACAUACUUUCCUGAAAGAUGAAUAAAAAUCAUACUAAGGACUACAGUCUUGGAGUUAAGUGAGCUUUAUGUAUUUAGUGAGCUUUUGGUCCAUGAAUUAUUCAUUUGGACCAUAACAGCUUCUUCUCAGGCUUAGCUCUACCUCAGCAGUUCAUGAACAGACAUAUGAUUCCUUGUAAUAGACUGUUCAAAGAUAGGAGUUUAUUAUGCAUGUGUUCCACAUGUCUGUGCGAAUGAAACUUUUUACAAGACUCUCAGUAAAGUUUACUGCACUUUGACUGCUUUCUUCCCCUUGCAAUUGCAACAUGUAUAUAGGUCCACUAUCAAAUUAGUUUAGGUGUUCUAAUCUAUCUUUCACUUGCAAUAUUCUCCUUUUAAACAUGUACUCUCAGGUAUUGCUAGUGUGUUCAUAAAAUCUUAUGCUGCUCUGGGCAAUAUGCUGUGCCACAGCUGCUCCUAUGUCAAAUGGGAUAUUCACCUAUAAUCUGAAUAAAUGCAGGAAUAGUGCAACAGGCUUCACACGCUUUGGUUCAAUAUUUCUAGCUGAUCAUUUUCCAGUUUUUGGGACGCUACUAGUCUUUUGUUGUUAAAUGUCCUAAUAUUAAAAGAUGUGACAUCAAAGGUAUUUAGAGCCCAGUAUCAUUUCCUUCUUGUUAUAAAUCUAAAUACACAGAGCUAGGAAAUGAGGCUGUAAUUUAUCUUCUCUUGCCAAAGCUCAGGGCACACAGUCUUUCAGCUGGGGCAUCAACUUCUUUCAUAGCACAUGAAGUGUUUACAUAGCUCA